GUUGGGAUUUAUUGUACGUCCCUGGGCAUUAUUCCGGAAGGGAUUGUUAUGCGUGUUUGGGUUCUUCCUAGUGAAUCAGCUGAUCAGGAACUCACCAAACUAUAGUAAACGUGACUGCGCGAUGGGAAUUGGCUUGAUCAAAUCAAGUUUUGCCAUGUUUGUGAUCAUAACAAAAUCAUGAAGACUCCCUGCAUUCGAUGCUUUUUGUAAUUCAGUCCUGCUCGGAGAAAACAUAUUCGUGGACGAAGGAAAACGGUGGGGAGCAUUGAGGUGUAGGCCAGCGAAGUGCAGGAAUGGAUCCUCUGGGAGCACGCUCUCAGUUUGUGGAGGUACAGACUCUGUCCACCUGGGAGCGGCAGCCAGACCCUGAGGGAGAGGAGACAGAGAAGGAGUACACUGACAGCCUGGUCAGCCAGGAGGCCUUCCCCUCCCCUUUUCCCUACAGAGAGGACAUCAACAGGAAGAUAGUGCUCUAUAAUGGCGAUGUGGCCCUGCUGAACUGCACAGCGAUUGUCAACACGAGUAACGAGACUCUGACGGACAAAAACCCCAUCUCUGAGAGCAUCCUCUUACACGCUGGGCCUGAGCUUCGAGAUGAGCUGCUCAAACUGAACGGAUGUCGGACAGGCGAGGCGAAAAUGACCAAAGGCUUUAACCUGGCGGCACGCUUUAUUAUCCACACGGUGGGCCCCAAGUACAAAGCCAAGUACAGGACAGCUGCUGAGAGCUCACUGUACAGCUGCUAUAGGAACGUCAUGCAGCUCGCCAAAGAGCAGGCCAUGGCAUCUGUGGCCUUCUGUGUGGUAAGCACAACUAAGAGAGGAUACGCACUAGAGGACGCCACACACAUCGCCUUCAGAACGGUUCGCCGGUUUCUCGAGAACCAUGGAAAGAGCAUAGAGAUGGUGGUGUUCGCUGUGACGGAUAUGGAAGAGCCUACAUACAGGAAGCUGCUUCCUCUCUACUACCCUCGUUCUGAGGAAGAGGAGCGCGCCAGCCUGCCCCUAAUCCCUGCCGACAUUGGCAACUCGGAGGGUGAGCCUGUAGUCCCAGAGAGACAGAUCCGCAUCGCUGAGAAACCAGGCAGUCUGGAAGAUGACUGUGAGGAGGAGACUCUGGACUCAGACCUGGGCCAGGUGGGGAAUCAUGCGUUUGCCCGGAUGGAGGGAGAUGUGGACAAACAGCGCAAACUCAUCCUGCAGGGCCAGCUGUCUGACGCAACCAUCCACAAACAGCAUCAGAGAAAUUAUAACCGCUGGUUAUGUCGAGCCAGGGCAGAAGACUUGUCUGACAUAGCAGCACUGAAAGCCUUAUAUCAAACUGGUGUUGACAUGUGUGGCAGGACGGUGAUGGUUCUUGUUGGCAGAAAUAUUCCUGUGACCCUCAUCGACAUGGAAAAGGCCCUGCUGUACUUCAUCCAUGUCAUGGACCACAUCACAGUGAAGGAGUAUGCAAUGGUUUACUUCCACACUCUGACCGGAGAACAUAACCAUCUGGACCCUGAAUUCCUUAAGAAGCUCUACGAGAUUGUUGAUGCCAAGUUUAAGAAGAACUUGAGGGCUUUCUACUUUGUACACCCCUCAUUUCGCUCCAAGGUGUCCACCUGGUUCUUUACAAGAUUCAGUGUGUCAGGGAUGAAAGAGAAGGUCCAUCAUGUAGAGACCCUCCAGCAGCUCUUCACCUGUAUUCUGCCUGAACAGAUAGACAUCCCCCCCUUCGUCCUGGAGUACGACGCACGGGUGAAUGGGGCUUACCGCCCCGCCCACUCCUCCAGCCUAUGAAUGGACCAAUCAGAACUCUGACUGAGAUCAAAGCCCAAGGACUAUUUUAGACUCACUACAUCUACAGUCACAUAACUGGCUCCACUUCCUGGUUCUGACCAGCAGUAACUCUGUGGUUUAGCUCCUUUACCAGAUUAUAAGCCACCCAGGGCCUGUGGGCCUAGGUGGACUUUGAGUUGAUUUUGCUCUGCCUGGGACCUCACAAGGACAUUAUGAUGGACAAUGACACUCUGAGAAGCCUGGAAACUAAUGAACCUAGGAUUGUUUUUUAUUAGCAGUGCGAUACAAUCAGAUGACAGACAGAUUGACGGACAGACGAAUGGGUCUCUCUGUGACGGAGCCUGUGUGAACUGGCCAACCUAUCCCAGGACACACUGGUGGCCUGUCUUAAAAUCCUGCACGUGUGUGUGAGAAUGCGGGCACGAGACAUCACUCAUGUUUCAAAUGUUUUAUUUUUGCACAACUUCACCAAAUGGUAGGUUGAAGGUUAUGUGUUCACAAUCACAAGCUGCUUAAUUGUGAAGCUGUUUUUAGGUGUCCCAGAACCUAGUGUCCACACUAUCCCUUUCCAUCUACUCGGUUUCUUAUUUAACGCACACAGUUGAAAUCAUUUAUCAAGUUUAUGGAAACUAGAAUGUGCCUCACAUGAAACACAAUGAUACCGUAAACAUAAUUAUACUACAUUCAAACCUACUGCUUUUUUCUGAAUACCAAAUAAACUUUGUUAGCCAUGCAGUCAGGUUCUUCAUACGUACGUUAACUUGAUUUCUCCUUUAUCUACACUGUUAUAUUGUGCUAUUAUUUCAAUGUAUACCAUCUUUGCUCUUCUGUCAUUGAACACACACACUUUCCUGAGACAUGUUAGUGAAUAAAAGACUGUAUUGAGAGCCACACAUUGUAUAGGCUAUACAGUAGUUCAUGGUUGAGUAUCAGCUGAAGUUAGUCUUGUUUUAGUGGUCCAUAGAGAAAGUAUGUAGUCAUCUGAGAUUUGAGCUGCGUCUCAAUACAUUCUGUCUCAAUACAUUCUUUGCCAAGAUGUCGAGGUUUUUAAUUUUCAGGUAAAGACGUGAAAAUAAACAGUCGUACCAUUCUGA
This is a messenger RNA of Salmo salar (Atlantic salmon), 2875 nucleotides long. It is a transcript of the gene gdap2, whose product is annotated as ganglioside induced differentiation associated protein 2. Lineage: Eukaryota; Metazoa; Chordata; Actinopteri; Salmoniformes; Salmonidae. The record is from RefSeq and is a predicted model, not a curated record.